AUGGCCCCCUCCCAGCUCCCCCCGAUCUUCAACCCUACCUCCCAGGACAUUGAGCAGCUCCUGGCUGCCCAGUGCCACCUGGGAUCCAAGAACCUCCAGUCCCACAUGGAGCCUUACCUCUGGAAGACUCGCCCCGACGGUGUCAACGUUAUCAACAUUGGCAAGACCUGGUACAAGAUCGUCCUGGCCGCCCGUAUCAUCGCUGCCAUCGACAACCCGGCCGAUGUCUGUGUUAUCUCCGCUCGUCCCUACGGUCAGCGUGCUGUCCUGAAGUUCGCUUCCCACACCGGUGCCACCGCCAUCGCCGGUCGCUUCACCCCCGGUAACUUCACCAACUACAUCACCCGCUCUUUCAAGGAGCCCCGCCUCAUCAUCGUCACCGACCCCCGCACCGAUGCUCAGGCCAUCAAGGAGGCCAGCUACGUCAACAUCCCCGUCAUCGCCCUCUGCGACACUGACUCCCCCACCGACUUCGUUGACGUUGCCAUCCCCACCAACAACAAGGGUCGCCACGCCAUCGGUCUCGUCUGGUGGCUGCUCGCCCGUGAGGUCCUCCGCCUCCGUGGUACCAUCGCCUCCCGCGAGGUUGACUGGGACGUCGUUGUCGACCUGUACUUCUACCGUGACCCCGAGGCUGAGGAGAACAAGGAGAUCGCCGACGAGACCAAGGUUGCCUCCGCUGAGGAGGUUGGCCCCGCUGCCAUCGAGUCCGGCUACGCUGGUGACAACUGGGACACCGCCGGUGCUGGUGCUGGUGCUCCUGGCACUGCUUUCUCCGCUGCUACCGCUGCUGCUGGUACCAGCUGGGAGGCUGACGGUGCCGACUGGGCUGCCAGCUCUGCCGCUCCUGCUGGCGAGAGCUGGGCUGAGACCAAGCCCGCUGAGGGC
Aspergillus brunneoviolaceus CBS 621.78 is the source of this 888-nucleotide messenger RNA. It is a transcript of the gene rps0, whose product is annotated as 40S ribosomal protein uS2. Gene Ontology annotation, biological process: ribosomal small subunit assembly; cytoplasmic translation. Gene Ontology annotation, cellular component: ribosome; 90S preribosome; cytosolic small ribosomal subunit. The annotation marks the transcript as partial. Lineage: Eukaryota; Fungi; Ascomycota; Eurotiomycetes; Eurotiales; Aspergillaceae. Gene Ontology annotation, molecular function: structural constituent of ribosome. The transcript is spliced from 2 exons. The record is from RefSeq and is a predicted model, not a curated record.